Paramecium tetraurelia is the source of this 1896-nucleotide messenger RNA. RefSeq lists its product as uncharacterized. NCBI's taxonomy places the organism in Eukaryota, Ciliophora, Oligohymenophorea, Peniculida, Parameciidae. The record is from RefSeq and is a predicted model, not a curated record. The transcript is spliced from 5 exons.
AUGAAACAUACCAAAGAAUAUUAAAUCAGCAAAGAAAAUUUGAAGAUAAUUCGAUAAUCUGAAUUGAUUCAAAACACUGUGGUUUGGACCAACAAAAAUUUGUUCCUUCGUUAUUGCCAAUCCUAGAACUACUAUUACAUCAGAGACGUAAACGAAAUUCUUGCCGAUGCUUCAUCAAAAGCUGUAAUUCGCUACAAGGAUUGGCAUGGAUAUGACGAUGAUGAUGAAUAUCUCAAAAGGUAUUAUUACACUGAUGAAUAUCCAUAGAAGGUCCACUUGUUAACUGAAUACUAUAAAUUUCAUACAGAUAUAGCCAGAUUAUACAUGGAACCAAUUGCCACCUUGCUCAAUAAAUACUUCGAUAAGAAACGCAAAUACGAGUACUACAGGAUCGCUCAUUUGAUCGAAGAGGAAAAUAAAAAAAAUCCCAAUCGACCUCCCAAAGGCAUUGUAGGGGAACGACCCUCUCCUGCUAACUCCCAAGAAACCUAAAAGGAGGAAGAAUCUCCUACAACAGCAAGAAGAAUCAGAAACAUUGAAAUUUUGAAAGACCUGAGUUGGUUAAAUAAGUCAAGAUUAUUUAAUAAAUAGAAAAUUGAUAUCUCCUGCACUCUACAAGAUAUUUGCAAACAUCUGGGGAACUAAGCCUUCGAACAAUCUUCACUCUUCAUAUAGACAGGGAAAACAGAAGAGCUGAAAUUAAAUAAGUUUCUAGCAUAUGUGAAUCAGUAAGUCAAGAAAACCUCAAAUAAAAUUGAUUCUCAACAUCUUAAGCCUAAUAAGAAAUUGAGUCAACCUCAGGAAUAGUUAAUUUAAACUUUAAUUCAAAAACAAUAAGAAGAAUCAAAAUCAAGGUUAGGCUCUUAACAUUCUAAAUAAAACACUGAGUUAUUACUUUAGAUGAAUAAACUAUCCAAAGAUUUCAAUCUUAAUUUUGUCAGAAAUCAAGUCGAUUCCUUAUUCAAAAACAAUCAGAGCAAGGAAAAUCCACAAAGUCUUACGAGAAUCAAUCAGAAUGAAUAGAUUAAAUAAUCUGCCAAUCCUAAAUCUAAAACCAUUAUUUAACACUAACCUAAGAUAUCUACCCAACUUUUUCUUAAAGAACUUAAGAAAAAUGUACAAUCUAUUCCUUAAUUACUCAGUAAAUAUAAUACAUCUAAUAUACCAUCACCUACAACUAGUUCUCAUAAUAGGGUGGCUGCAUCCAAUUAGCCCAAUAUAGGCAAAUUAAACUUAAAAUAGAUAUCUAAGAUAUAGAUUGAGGAAGACCCUACUGAACAAGAAGUGAAAUUGAAAUGUGGAUCUCAAACACAUAGACCUCAUUCAGGAACUCAAAAUUUCUUUUCCAAUAGAAAUAGUCCCACUAUUUCAAGAGCUGCAUAAAAUGAUCUGAAAAUCAAUAAAAUCAAAUAAGCUCCUACUACAUCAUUAUAAUAGGUAAAUCCAAAUCCAAAAGCAAAUAAAUAAUCAGGAUCUUCAACCAAUCGAAAAUCUUCUCAACCUAAUAUUCAUAUUCGUUAUACAUCCAAUCAGGAUAAAAACUAUAAAAAUGUAUUUGUUACUAAAUAUUCAUUAGAAUAAUAGUAAAAGCAUAAGAAAAAUCAAUAUGAAGGAAAACCUCUCUAGUUAAAUACUAAUCUGCCUGAUACUUAAUAGGAGUAUGUCUGCUUAACAGACAGAGGAGGAGCUAGUGAAUUUCUAUUCAAAAAUAGUAUUGCUGCUUCAUGUCAAAACUCUCCAAAGACUUAAAAGAUAAAACGAAUCAACAGUGGAACAACAACUCUGAAAUGUUCAAUGAGUACUAAAAACUCUUUAAUCCAAUAAAUGAUAUCUUAAGUAAGCAAAUAAUAGUAAAAAUAAGAGGUUCUUUCAUCUUAAUUUAGAAAACCUAAUUGA